GUCGUCUUGCGCGGCCAGUGAGAGUGUCGGAGUGAAAGCGAGCCGCCGGAUGCCGGCCGCCCGCCGCGCAGCCCGCUCAGUGCUCUGGCCGGCGCUCCACACGACGCAGCUCCAGCCUGGCGCCUCGCCGCCGCUCACCGCGUUCACCAGCCGCACGCACCCAGGACACCGGCCUUCUGUCGUUGCGCCGAGUCUUCCGCGCGUCGGUAUUGUAGUCGCCGACUGCACUGUGCUUCGUUGGUUUGCCGUGUUCUCGUGUCUUCUGGACACCGAGCAGCUUGCAGGGUCGGAACGGCGCACGGAGGAGGCCAGCAGUCUCACAACGACAGUGAAGACAAGAACUGCUGAUUGUGUCAGACAGGUUCCUUCGCUAUCGAGCACCGGAGAGUAGAGCGGUUGUAUAUAGACAGUUGAUAAGCGCGGCACGUGACACACAUCGUAAGACUAGUCGCGUGCGUAGCUGCCGCCGAUACGGAGUGACCGCGUGUCGCAAGCGCCCGCAGCUGCCUACGUCACUCGGGCGGCGCUCUCGCCAGCUUCGCGGGGGUCCUGCUAUUCCCGGCGAUCUGACUGCACGCACACAGUG
Messenger RNA from Schistocerca gregaria, 586 nucleotides. RefSeq lists its product as uncharacterized. The record is from RefSeq and is a predicted model, not a curated record. Bases 50 to 391 code for a protein of 113 amino acids. The transcript has 2 exons. Lineage: Eukaryota; Metazoa; Arthropoda; Insecta; Orthoptera; Acrididae.